GCUCACACUUUCUGUUUUUCGCGAAAUUCUCGCAUUUUCCGGGCGUUUUUCCCAUCCGGGUGUGGUUUUUGGGGUGUAGGGGGGCGUUCCGCAUCGAUUGGCAUCAAAAAAGCGGAAAAAUCAAGUUUAUUUAAUUUCAAAAAGUCCCCAGAGUGUAAAAAGCCAAAAAACGGUAGUCUAAAUUCAGGGGCAGCAUUCCCUCUCGCUCCCACUCUCACUCCCUCUCGCUCGCACAUCGUUUGCUUAGUCAGCACGUGUCGAAUGUACAGAAAAGUUGACAGAAAGGCUGAUUUUGUCGACGAUCCUGCGGGCUGUUUCAAAAAAAUUUCAUUUUUCCUCGAAAUUCCUGGUUUAUUUAGUUAGAAUUAAUUAGAUUAAGAAUGGAAAUACGUCAGAAUAAGUAUGAGAAAUUGGAUUUCCUCGGUGAGGGUCAGUUUGCCACGGUUUACAAGGCCAGAGAUGUCGAUACCGACAGGAUAGUUGCAGUGAAGAAGAUCAAGAUUGGUAGCCGCGAGGAGGCUCAGGAUGGCAUCAAUCGAACAGCGUUGAGGGAGAUAAAAUUGCUCCUGGAGUUGCAUCAUGAGAAUGUGAUUGGUUUGCUGGAUGUUUUCGGGCAUAAAUCCAACGUGUCCUUGGUGUUUGACUUCAUGGACACGGAUCUGGAGGUGAUAAUUAAGGAUUCAACGAUUGUCCUGACGCCCGCCAACGUGAAGGCAUACAUGAUCAUGACACUGAGAGGUUUGGAGUAUUUGCACCACAAUUGGAUCCUCCAUCGGGAUCUCAAGCCAAACAAUCUCCUCGUCAAUGCUGACGGUGUACUCAAGAUUGGGGAUUUUGGUCUAGCAAAGUUCUUUGGGUCACCCAAUAGGAUAAAUACUCAUCAGGUUGUCACACGGUGGUACCGUUGUCCGGAACUUCUCUUUGGGGCACGUCAGUAUGGCACGGGGGUUGACAUUUGGGCUGUUGGAUGCAUCCUGGCUGAGCUACUUCUCCGUGUCCCCUUCCUGCCCGGAGACAGUGAUCUCGAUCAACUCACAAAGAUCUUCCAGGCACUGGGAACCCCUACGGAGGAGAACUGGCCUAGUGUGCACACACUUCCGGACUUUAUGCAGUUCAAACCGAUGCCCGGUACACCGUUGCGACACAUCUUCACAGCAGCACCAGAUGAUUUGCUAGAUCUUGCGGAGAAACUCCUCGCGCUGUGCCCCUUGAACCGGUGCACGUGCACCGAAGCCCUCCAGAUGCCCUAUUUCAGCAAUAAACCAGCUCCAACGAUUGGAACCAAAUUGCCCCUACCGUCAUCGCUCAAUCACAGAGCAGCAGAUGAGAAGCCCAGUCUCAAGCGGAAGCUCGCGGAUGCCAUUACCGAAGGAAGUGUCUCCAAGCGGCUUCAGUUCUAAAGAAAAGUUCCAGUAAAAAGUCUUUGGCUUGUUUGUGACUAUUACUUUUUUUUAUUACAAAAAUAUAAUAAUUACUUAUAAA
This is a messenger RNA of Lutzomyia longipalpis, 1482 nucleotides long. It is a transcript of the gene Cdk7, whose product is annotated as cyclin-dependent kinase 7. Gene Ontology annotation, molecular function: cyclin-dependent protein serine/threonine kinase activity; ATP binding; RNA polymerase II CTD heptapeptide repeat kinase activity. The record is from RefSeq and is a predicted model, not a curated record. NCBI's taxonomy places the organism in Eukaryota, Metazoa, Arthropoda, Insecta, Diptera, Psychodidae. Gene Ontology annotation, biological process: positive regulation of transcription by RNA polymerase II; protein phosphorylation. Gene Ontology annotation, cellular component: nucleus; cytoplasm; transcription factor TFIIK complex. The coding region runs from base 381 to 1400 and encodes 339 amino acids. The transcript has 2 exons.